AUGACCGAACGUAUCGACAACAAACGGCUCAACACUGACCUUCGCUAUCGCUUCGAAUACCUCUCGAAAUUUCUCAAUUUCGCGUCCGAUGACAUUGCACUAUUAAACGGUUUCGCACCGAUACUAUUUCCACGUAUUCCCGUGAUCGCUGAUAAAGUCUAUCGAAAGCUCUUUUCAUUCGACAUAACAAAACAAUACUUCAUGAUCAAUACCGAAGGUUUCGAAGGUUUCCUGCCGACGAAAUCACACGGUGUCUCUUUAGAAUCCGCACAAAUGAGCUUUCGCAAAGACAUGUUAAGCAUGUACCUCAAACGUGUAUUAACUCAGUGUGAAUGGAACGAUACCUUUCUGCAGUAUUUAUCGCAUAUUGGACGAAUGCACACUAAUCAAGCAGGUUCAGCGUCCAUCAAUGUUGAUUAUAUUCAUAUCAACGCUUUACUCGGUUACUUAGAACAGUUAUUAAUCGAAGCACUAUGGAAUGAUGAACAUAUCGAUGAUAAAAUUCGGCAAAAAACUAUCAUGGCAAAGUUUGUCCUUUUGUUACAUUUACAUACAUUUAUUUGGCCUCGAUUAUCAACUUUAUAUGCAUGCAUCGGAACAAUUGAAAGCAUGGAGAAUGAUUGUGAUGACAAACAGAAGAAGAAGAUGAACAACAAUGUGGUGGAUGACGAAGUUUUAUCUGAAUCGGCAUCAAGUAUGUCAUCACGUCAUGAAAGUGUAAUUUGUUCUCAUUUGUUAAAUCUACCCAAUCGAUCACGAUCGAGUAGUAUGACAAGACGUCGAUCAUCAACAACAGAUUUUCAAGAAGCUAAACAAGCGAAGGUACAUACACCAGACAAAAUACUCAUCGUCAAUGGGAAAUGUUCGAAAGUAUUUAAAUCAAUCAUCGAAGAUUGCGUUGAAGAUUGCAUCAUCGAAUUUCCAGGUGAAAACUCCGUGUAUGUUUCCAAGCCUGGACAUGGCAUAUCGAUACCUACUGGAAGUAGACAAAUAACGAGUAAUCAUCCCCGAGAACAUAGUUUUCCUCAUCAUUCGCCAAUGAAGUCAUUUCAUCGAAAAAGUUCAACUCAACAGCCGACAGGGAUACGUGUCAGUCAAACAAGUAACAUUUCCUUAGCAACAACUGCUUUUUCCAUUCUUAGCGCCGUCCGUAUGCGUUAUCCAUCAAUUCAAUCACGUUUUUCUCUCGCUGAAAAUAUUUCCGAAGAAACAAGCGAUGUGCAAACAGCAAAUCCAACUGUACGAUGUGAUUCCAUCCAAUCUCCUUUAUUACGUGAAGAGACUAUAUCGCAUCAAUCAAAUUUCGACGUAUUCUCACGAGUAUCUUCACCGACUCAUCGGAAACUUCCAUUCACGUCAACAUAUAAAUCAUCUCGUUCGCGGAAAAAAGAUUAUCUCCUAUCUGACUUAGUCAUGUUGGGACCAGAGUAUUUUGCUCAUGAGUUUAAUCUGCCACGAACGUCACGCUAUCGAACAGCUACAUCAGCCAAACAACCACCCCGAUCGGAGGAGAAUCGUAAUAAAAUCGUGGAGAAAUACGAAGAGUUCGAGCAAAUUAAACAAGAUCUUUUCCAUCGAUAUCUAUGGACACAAAAUCCACAAGUGGCCUGCCGCAUACGGCCAUUGCCGACUUACAAACGUAGUGCCACGUCUAUUAUUUAA
This is a messenger RNA of Adineta ricciae, 1662 nucleotides long. The record is from the annotation of a GenBank genome assembly. NCBI's taxonomy places the organism in Eukaryota, Metazoa, Rotifera, Eurotatoria, Adinetida, Adinetidae.